Molecule: messenger RNA, 1808 nt
Organism: Scatophagus argus
Lineage: Eukaryota; Metazoa; Chordata; Actinopteri; Scatophagidae
Gene: uba5
Product: ubiquitin-like modifier activating enzyme 5
Exons: 12
Coding region: 173-1369 (398 amino acids)
Biological process (GO): protein ufmylation
Cellular component (GO): cytoplasm; cytosol
Molecular function (GO): UFM1 activating enzyme activity
Source: RefSeq, a predicted model, not a curated record
UGUGCUCAUUUUCCGUCCGGACAUUGUUUACGGGAACACUCAUCCAGACAGCUGAUGUUAGUUGUGAAGACGUGUACUUUCUGCCCAGAUUUGGCCAUCUAGAGAAUUGAUAUUCGUUAUUAUUUUUAACAUUACAUUUCGCUCACAUUGUUUAGCGGUAUUUGCUUUCCUCAUGGCGACAGUAGAGGAACUGAAGCUGCGGGUGAGAGAGUUAGAAAAUGAACUGAUAAAGUGUCAGCAGAAGCAGUGUUCCGUGGAGGAACUUCACAGAGCGAAAAUCGACAAAAUGAGCGCCGAAGUUGUGGAUUCCAACCCAUACAGUCGUCUAAUGGCUUUGAAGAGAAUGGGCAUCGUGGAAGAUUAUGAGAAAAUCCGGACAUUCACAGUCGCUGUGGUUGGUGUUGGGGGAGUCGGCAGCGUGACAGCUGAAAUGCUCACUCGGUGUGGCAUUGGUAAGCUGCUCCUCUUUGACUACGAUAAAGUAGAGUUGGCCAAUAUGAACCGACUGUUCUUCCAGCCUCACCAGGCAGGCCUCAGUAAAGUGGAAGCAGCUGAACACACACUCAGGAACAUCAACCCAGAUGUGUCAUUUGAGACCCACAACUACAACAUCACCACAGUGGAAAAUUUUACGCAUUUUAUGGAGCGGAUCAGUCAUGGAGGGCUGGAAGAAGGGAAGCCGGUGGAUUUGGUCCUGAGCUGUGUGGACAACUUUGAAGCCAGAAUGGCAAUCAAUACAGCGUGUAAUGAACUAGGUCAGAUCUGGAUGGAGUCUGGUGUCAGUGAGAAUGCUGUAUCAGGACACAUUCAGCUCAUCAUUCCUGGAGAGACGGCGUGCUUUGCUUGUGCUCCUCCUCUGGUGGUGGCAGCUAACAUCGAUGAGAAGACCCUGAAAAGGGAGGGUGUGUGUGCUGCCAGCUUACCAACAACAAUGGGUGUGGUUGCAGGCAUCCUGGUGCAAAAUGUUCUCAAGUAUCUGUUAAAGUUUGGCACUGUCAGUUAUUAUCUUGGCUACAAUGCCAUGCAGGACUUCUUCCCCACCAUGGCCAUGAAAGCUAAUCCCCAGUGUAACGACCGCCACUGCAGGAGACAACAGGAAGAGUACAAGAAAAAGGAAGUGGAGCGGCCAAAGGUUGCUGUCGUACAGGAAGAGGAGGAAGUUAUACAUGAGGACAACGAAUGGGGCAUUGAACUUGUAUCAGAGGUGACUGAUGCAGAGUUACAGGCUGCCUCAGGCGCCGUGCCUGACCUCCCAGAGGGCAUCACUGUGGCUUACACCAUCCCAUCUGGUACCACAGAUAUUGGGGAGACAGUGGAGGACACUGAACAGAGCCUAGAAGACUUGAUGGCUCAGAUGAGAAAGCUGUAGGCAGAAAUCUGAUGAUGAAGCAUAUAAGCCUUUUCUCACGUCUAUCCCAUUGCUUUCUUAACAUAACAAGCAUUCUCAUGAACUAACUAAUGUCAAAAAACAACUGUAUCAUAAAGUCUUAUAACAGCUAAAUAGGGGAAAUGCAUACAAAGUGCUGCUGAUGGUAUUUCAUGCAACACACCAAAAAUUCCAAAAGCAGUCCAAUGUGUAACUUGCUGACAUACCGGGGAGGUGUUUAGCACUUUGACUUGGUCCAGUCUCUAAUGAAAUGUGUAUAAACCCAGAAUAUCACUGUUAGCAUGUUAAGAUGCAUUACAAUGUGUAUUUUCUAUGGUUUCAGUUAGUGAAUGAGUCUCUACCUUCUGCUGUAUGUGCUCUGUCACUCACCACAUUUGAUGAACAAUUUAAUUUGUCUCAAUAAAGUAUUUAUUAGAUGGAA